AUGGAAGCCCCGAUCGCACAGCAGCCCAACAAGAUGGCAUCGCCCUUGGCGAAUGAUCAGCUGCUUCUGCAAAAGCUGGCCAACAUCAACAAGUACACGCUGCGCCAGGGUAGCCCGCUUCUGGAAGCCGUUUCGUGCGGUGCGCUCGGUAACAUUUACGUCCUGGCGGAUGCCGAGCGAAAGGUGCAAGUCCAGGGCCGCAACGAGGAGGUUCCGAUCCCCGUGUUUGUGGUCAAGGAGGAGUCCAACUGCUGCCUGCGGCUGUGCUGUGGCGGUCACCAGGCUCUGGUGGCCCGCAUGUACCACGCCAACAUGCAGCCCAAGGCUGGCAAGGAAGUUUGCGGCAUCUACUCGGGCCAUGUCUACGAGGCCGAUCCCGAGUCGGGUGUGGCCAUGACCAUGGACCGUGAUGGUUGCUGCCACCCUCGCAAGUUUGGCCUGGGCUGCUUUGUUUGCUUUGCUUGCUGCCAAGACGAGAUGUUCAUGCACGCUGGUGGUCCCGACAUCAAGCCCGGUGACACGCGCGCUGAGGACACCACCUGGAUGUCGCGCUCCGCCGUGCCCAUUGGCGGUGGUGGCUUCCACCCCACCUUUGAGUUUACCACCCAAGACAACAAGGAGGAACCCUUUGCCUAUGCCUCGGGCCCUUGCUGCUUUGGCGGCUGGAUGGAGUUUUUCCGCGAGACGGUGUUCAAGUACACCACCAACAAGGACGAUGAAGAGGCCAACCUGGCCGAGUUGCGUAAGAAGACGCCCAAGUCCAUCGGCGAGCUCUGUGCUGCCUUGAUGACCCCGGUUGAUUACUACGAGAUUGACAUCAAGGAUGACUUCCGCAAGCUUUCCCCAGAACAACAGAUGACCAUUCUCGGCAACGGCAUUCACGUUGAUUACAUGCUUUUCGAGAACGACAAGGGUGCAUGCGGCCUGUCUACCGACUCUCAGGGCAAUCCCAAAUGUGACUGCGUAUGUACAACUCUGUCGUCCACGCCAAUCCAUGCUCGCCAGCGAAAUGCCGUGCCAUCUCAUCUGCCCGUGUGCCUGUUCCUGUUCCGGUGGUUCCUGCCCACGUCCUUGGCCUUGCAGACCCUCUGCCUCAUGUACUGUGCCGGCUGCGUCAUGCCCUGCACCAUCUCUUGCGUCUUCAAGAGCGAUGACAGCUAA
This is a messenger RNA of Monosiga brevicollis MX1, 1161 nucleotides long. RefSeq lists its product as uncharacterized. Gene Ontology annotation, biological process: plasma membrane phospholipid scrambling. Gene Ontology annotation, cellular component: plasma membrane. The coding region runs from base 1 to 1161 and encodes 386 amino acids. Lineage: Eukaryota; Choanoflagellata; Craspedida; Salpingoecidae. Gene Ontology annotation, molecular function: phospholipid scramblase activity. The transcript has 3 exons. The record is from RefSeq and is a predicted model, not a curated record.